UCGUAUACACGAUAAAGUUGUUGCUAUAGAAAUAUAAUAGUUCAUUUCAAAUGUGUGUUUUGUGUAAUCGAUGAUUGAAAAUGACCGUACUACAUUCAGCGAAUAUCUUUUAAAAAACAAUAAAAUAUAUUUUUAUGAAAAUAGUACAAGUUUAGUUUAAGUAAAAUAAUGAUAAAUUACGAUUCAGUUAACAAUGCAAUGCACCAAGGACGUGAUUAUGAAAAAAAAAAGAAACAAGAAAGAAAAAAGUCAAUUCUUUACUUAAUAGAGAAUUUUUUAAGAACAGAAGGGUACACAACAACGGCAUCGAGUUUAGUAGAAGAAGCUUUUCUAAAUACAAAUCAUCAUGUAGUUUGCGAUAAUAUAGAUUUAGAUACCAUUCUCAUUGAGUACGAAAACUAUUAUUAUUUACGUUAUCAAAAAAAACCAAAAAUUAGUAAACCAUUGGAUAUUGCUAAGACUAGCACUACUUUUGCUAUAAAGAAUAAAACCAAAACUACAAAAAAAACUAACCAAAGUCCAAGUCAAUACUCUCAAGACAAUCAAUCACUAGACACGAAUUUUAUAACAAUAACUCCUUUAAAUAAUUCGUGCGUUGAAACUUUAGAAAAUGAAUAUUCUCUACCUUCUAUUGAUCUCGAUUAUUGGAAAGACGAAUGGAAAGUUUACGCCGAAAUUAUUUCAAAAGAUAUUUUAAUGACAAACCCCAAUGUGAAAUGGUCUGACAUUAAAGGACUUUCAACGCCUAAAAAACUAUUAGAUGAAGCCAUCGUAUUGCCAACAAAAUAUCCAGAUUUAUUUACUGGACUAUGUACCCCAUGGACUGCAAUGUUAUUUUAUGGUCCUCCUGGAACAGGAAAAACAUUACUUGCUAAAGCGGUUGCGACGGAGUGUAAUACUACAUUCUUUAACAUUACACCGAGUACACUAGUUACAAAAUGGAGAGGAGAUUCUGAAAAACUCAUUAAAGUUAUGUUCGAAAUGGCAGAACAUAUGUCACCUAGUACAAUUUUCAUUGACGAGUUAGAUACAAUAGCAUCAAAACGUAUUGACCACGAAGCUUCUCGUAGGCUAACAUCUCAAAUCUUAAUACACAUGGAUGGUCUGUCAAGUUCAAAAAAAAGAAUAUUUUUGCUAGCCACAUCAAAUCACCCUUGGGAAUUAGAUCCUGCGAUAUUUCGUCGUCUUGAAAAACGUAUAUUUAUUGACUUACCAGAUGUCCAAGCUCGAAAAGAUAUGUUUGAAUAUUAUUUGUCAGAAAUGUUACAAAAAAACAAGUACAUUAAAUGUAAAAUAGAUAGUGACAGUCUAGCACAAAAAACAAACGGUUAUUCUGGUUCAGAUAUAAAACUUAUAUGUAAAGAAACUGCAAUGCACGCUAUGCGUUUAAUGUUUAAUGUUUUGGAAAAUAAAUCAAGUAAUCAUUUCAACUGUAUAAUAACUAAUAACGAAGUCAACAAUACAAUUUCUAAAACUAAGCCAUCAACUAACGAUACAGAUAAUAAUAAAUAUAAAAUUUGGCAAUCACAAUAUGCAUCAUAUUAAAUACUUAUAUAACUUAUACUAUUGUUAUUUGUAUUUAUUAAUAAUAAUUGGGUAAACUACAGUCCGGCGAUACAACAAAUAUUGUUAAUAAUUUAAUACUGCGCACGUUGGUAUAGUAAGAAUAUUAACCAUAAAAGGAACCUAAUUACAGUGUAUAUGCAGUGCCAGAUCUACAAAUUUUGUUGCCCAGGGUGCUACCGUAAUAUUAGCACCAAUAAAUAAUUCAUCAUAAAUGAGUUAAUAUAUGGAUUAUUGUAGAAAAUUUCAAGGUAUAAUAGGUUAAAUUUAAUUUUCAGACAAUCAACAUUACAUAUCAUAGGUACGUAGCGUAGCGUUCUGUGUGGUUUCAGCAUUACUUAUGAACAUAGUUGGUUCUCUACUCUUAUUGACAACUACAUAAAUAUUAGAAUACAUUAAUAUGUCAAAUAUGUU
Molecule: messenger RNA, 1977 nt
Organism: Sipha flava (yellow sugarcane aphid)
Lineage: Eukaryota; Metazoa; Arthropoda; Insecta; Hemiptera; Aphididae
Product: katanin p60 ATPase-containing subunit A-like 2
Exons: 7
Coding region: 169-1545 (458 amino acids)
Molecular function (GO): protein binding; ATP hydrolysis activity; ATP binding
Source: RefSeq, a predicted model, not a curated record